Acanthopagrus latus (yellowfin seabream) is the source of this 2211-nucleotide messenger RNA. RefSeq names its product golgin subfamily A member 7-like. The transcript is spliced from 6 exons. Lineage: Eukaryota; Metazoa; Chordata; Actinopteri; Spariformes; Sparidae. Gene Ontology annotation, biological process: Golgi to plasma membrane protein transport; protein targeting to membrane; peptidyl-L-cysteine S-palmitoylation. Bases 142 to 573 code for a protein of 143 amino acids. Gene Ontology annotation, cellular component: Golgi stack; palmitoyltransferase complex. The record is from RefSeq and is a predicted model, not a curated record.
UAGCACAUGCACUUUUGUCCACGAUUAUCAGUCUGCUCUAACCGGAACCUUUAUUCCGAUACAAACGUUCCGCCCGGAAGUGUUAUUCCUCCGUACGUGCUAAAAGCUGCUAGCGGAAGAUAAACAGAAAUCGAGUUGACCAUGGCGGAGACUCACAGCUUGCAGGACAUGAGGCAACAGGCAGCCGUCGCUGCCAAAGUCUUCAUUCAGAGAGAUUAUACCAACGGCACCGUGUGCCAGUUCCAAACCAAGUUCCCGUCUGAGAUGGAGACCAGGAUUGACAAACAGCAGUUUGAGGAGACGGUGCGGACACUAAAUAACCUGUAUGCUGAAGCGGAGAAGCUGGGAAGCCAGUCAUAUAUCGAAGGUUGUCUGGCCUGCCUCACAGCGUACACCGUCUUCCUGUGUAUGGAGACUCACUAUGAGAAGGUUUUGAAGAAGAUUGCAAAGUACAUUCAGGAGCAGAAUGACAAGAUCUACGCACCGCGAGGCCUUCUGCUCACUGACCCCAUCGAGAGAGGCCUGCGAGUCAUUGAAGUCACCAUCUUUGAAGACAGAAGCCUGACGAGAUAAAAGCUGCCGCGCAGCUGUCCGGUUGAACGGAGCUACAGGGGGCGUGCAGCAGCCCCAGCACCAGAACCCAGCACCGCCCUCCAGGGGACCACCCAGACCUGCACCCCUUAAUACUGCGUCUCCACAAUCUAUCCCCGUCCACUUACUAUUAUGUGCAUGUCCCAUGUAGAGUAUACUUUAUGACCAAGUUUGAGAUUUCAUACGCACACAACACUUAUUCAGCUGUAAUUGUGUUAUAAUUUGUUUCCCCUUUAAUCAGAUCAGGGUUGAAUCUGUUUUAUGGCUUGUAGUUUGUUGUGGAAGUGGAGCGACUGACACAUGAUUUGAUUGACUCUCUAAUGAUCCUUACUGUUGGACUAAAAUCGCCUUUUUGGAAUGAUGAACUUUUCUAUAUGUAUAUUUUUCUUUUUCCGACACUCCUCUUUGAAUAAUGAAGUCUGCACACAGGGUAACUUAUUUUUAUGAAGGACUGUAGAUCUUUAGGUGGUUGUCUUGGCCAAACUGAGGGUAUAACUUAUUAAAAUAAAACAGAUAACCCUAGUUAUUAGUGUGAUUUGCUGCAUGUGCCACUCCUCAGUUUGUUUGCUUUAUUCUUAUUUAUGUAUUCUCGCAAAGGUGCGUGCUAGUUUAUCGCCUUUCCUGCAUGUUUGCUUUGUAGUGUCUGACCUUUAAAGUUGAACCUCGUCAGGAUCCAAACAUUCCAGUCAGACUGUCAAGAGUCCGAUCCAUCUUUGAUUUAAAAGAUUCUCUCUGACAAACCAAAAGUUGUGCUCGCUCUGUAUUUAGCAUGUAAUAUUGUUAAUGCUAGUUCUCAUGUCAGGCUUUUUUGGGGUUGUUCUUCAUGAACUGUGCCAUGCACGGUGUUCGGUGACUACUGUUGAUUUCUGACUCAUGUCUAAUAAGCAUUUAUUCAUAUAUUGUGAGACUGCCUUUGACUGAAGUAUUAAAAGUGCUCUUGUUAGUUGACAGUGCCUGUAAUGGCUUUGAAUGUUGCCUUUGUUAAAGUCUGAAGGCCCGAUUACAUCAGGAUCUACAUCAGGAUCACGGUGCUGUCCGAUGGACAGUCUACCUGUCAGCGCUGAGCUUUAAGGGUACAGGGUCCAAAAUGGAGGAAGCUACUAUAUCUCAUUAGCUGUGGUUCUGCAUUCACUUUUGUUUAACCUCCUCUGUCUGAGUAUUGGCUGCUCCACAAAAGAGACAAUGCAGACACUUAAAAGAUUUGUCAUAAAGAAGCACAGAUUAAUUGAGCCACUUCCUGGUGUGACCGGGCCUUAACUGUGAAGUCACAUCUCGGUGUUGUUCACUUUUUGCUAACAGGCAUCUAAAACCUAAGAUUAUCAUAUACUGUUUAUUGAAACGCAGGUUGAACAUACUGUAGUGUUUAUGGCUAAGAAUGUUUAAUUAUGAAAUAAUUGCAUAUACAAGUAUAGAUUUUUGAAUGCCAUAGCUUAAAGAUCAACGAUGAUCGUGAUUUCUAAUGAUGUAAAUAAUGUUUCAUUAAUCAUUUUUGAUUUUGCUCAUAUGUUAUCGAUCUGCUGUUCAGUUAACUGAACUUUUAUAUGUUUCUUUUUUCAGUUGAAAUCUGAUGUUUUAUGAAUCUAAUACCGGUAUGCUAAUAAAUGAAAUGUACAUAUUUUA